Messenger RNA from Lolium perenne, 1082 nucleotides. Its product is annotated as chlorophyll a-b binding protein 8, chloroplastic. Gene Ontology annotation, cellular component: membrane. NCBI's taxonomy places the organism in Eukaryota, Viridiplantae, Streptophyta, Magnoliopsida, Poales, Poaceae. Gene Ontology annotation, biological process: photosynthesis, light harvesting. The record is from RefSeq and is a predicted model, not a curated record.
UAGCAGUGACGAGUUUGGAGCACACACUUUCAUCUUCAGUCUCACCACACACCGCACCUGCCUCAUCAUCUCUCUCUGAGCAGCAGGAGGAGGAGGUUGCAGGAACAAUGGCGGCUCAGGGUCUUCUGUCAGGGAGGCAGCUGCUGGGGAGGCCACUGCAGUCUUCCAUCUCCAGGUCGUCUUCCUCCCGGAAGUCCUCCUUCAUCGUCAGGGCAUCGUCCUCUCCCCCUGCCAAGCAAGGUGACAGGCAGCUAUGGUUCGCGUCCAAGCAGUCCCUCACCUACCUUGACGGCACUCUGCCCGGUGACUUUGGCUUCGACCCCUUGGGUCUGUCCGACCCAGAGGGCACCGGCGGCUUCAUCGAGCCCAGGUGGCUGGCCUACGGCGAGAUCUUCAACGGCCGGACGGCGAUGAUGGGGGUGGUGGGCAUGAUCGCCCCGGAGGCCCUGGGCAAGGUGGGUCUUGUCCCCUCAGAGACAGCCAUCCCGUGGUUCCAGGCAGGCGCGAUCCCGCCGGCGGGCACCUACCAGUACUGGGCUGACCCCUACACGCUAUUCGUGUUCGAGAUGGCGCUGAUCGGGUUCGCCGAGCACCGGCGGCUCCAGGACUGGUACAACCCGGGCUCCAUGGGUAAGCAGUACUUCCUGGGCCUCGAGAAGUACCUCGGCGGCUCCGGCGACCCAGCCUACCCCGGCGGCCCCAUCUUCAACCCGCUCGGGUUCGGCACCAAGAGCGAGAAGGAGAUGAAGGAGCUCAAGCUCAAGGAGAUCAAGAACGGCCGCCUCGCCAUGCUCGCCUUCCUAGGCAUGUCCCUCCAGGCCAUCUUCACCGGCGUCGGCCCCUUCCAGAACCUCCUCGACCACCUGUCCGACCCCGUCAACAACAACAUCCUCACCAGCCUCAAGUUCCACUAGGCCAAAAGCAUCGUCGUCCUGUGCAUGGUAUACCUGUGUGCGUGCGAGAGGUAUAUAUGCAAGGGUGUGGGUGUGAAAUGUAAAUUUGUACGCGUGCUCUGCGCAUGCUUGUAAUAUCUAUAUUGUGCUAUUAAUUUAGUGCAUUGCAUCUCUGAUCAUCUUCAGCAA